CCGAGUUCCAGCCAGGUCGUCGUCGCUCUUUCAGCAUGUCUGCCCUUUCCAGUCGUUUCCAGCUCACCUUCCUUUUCGUCCUCCUGGCCUCCUCCUCAGCUCUCGCCCACUCUGGCGCGCACGAGCACAAGCGGCUCGAAAACGGCCGUCGCCACGCUGCGGUCAACAUCGCUCCGCGCAACGAUACCCACCAGUUCGAGAAGCGGUUUGACAACGCCCGCUUCACCUUCUUCCCCACCGGCCAGAACGCGUGCGGCUCCUUCGACCACGACAGCGACUUCAUUGUCGCGCUCAACACCCAUCAAUGGGAUGGCGGCUCCAACUGCUACAGCAAAAUCACCAUCGACUACCAGGGCAAGUCCACCGGUGCCAUGAUCACGGACGAGUGCAUGGAGUGCCCGUUCGGCGCGAUCGACCUCUCCCCGAGCCUCUUCUCAUUCCUCGCGGGCAGCACUGACCCGGGCCAGAUCUACGGCGCGUGGAACUUCGGUGGCGGCGCGGCGCCCACCGUCACGACGAUGCCGCCGAAGCCCACCACGACCACGCACCAGCAGCCGACGAGCUCCCCGCCGCCUCCCCCGCCGGCGCCCACUACGUCGUCGACGCACAAGACGUCGCACCGCACGAGCACGAGCACCUCGACGCACACGAGCAGCGCGACGUCGUCCAGCGCGGCGCCGACUACCACGAGCACGCCCCCGCCGACGAGCACGAGCACGAGCUCGAGCGUGGAGCCGACGACGACCGUCGUGUCGUUCGAGACGGGCAACCUCCAGCAGUUUAGCCUCGCCAUGCUCCAGCUCGUCGGCCUCGAGAACGCUAUCUUCGCGGCGCCCAACUCCGACGCGUGAUACUCCCCUCUCCGGUUACCAUCUCAGAGUCCGUAUACGACGGUCCGAUCGCGACCGGGCGCCCUCCUCGUUUCCUGGUACCGGUCACUCACGGAUGUCUGGGCCCCCGCCGUGUUAGUAUCAUCGCAUAUAUUCCUCUACUAGGACGUAGCUAUCAUUUCCGCUUUCUCGUUGGGCUUUCGAUGUCGCUCUGGAUAUCCCGCUGACCGGGAUAGAGUUGUUGUGUCACUUGCGCCUACUAGUAUAUACCUAUGCACAUGCCCCCACAGUAGUGCCGCGGGAGUCGGGCUUGUGUGGUUUCGUAAUCCAU
Messenger RNA from Trametes versicolor FP-101664 SS1, 1161 nucleotides. RefSeq lists its product as uncharacterized. NCBI's taxonomy places the organism in Eukaryota, Fungi, Basidiomycota, Agaricomycetes, Polyporales, Polyporaceae. The record is from RefSeq and is a predicted model, not a curated record. The transcript is spliced from 4 exons. Bases 36 to 851 code for a protein of 271 amino acids.